CCCCUGGACCUCCAGGGAAUUCCCUAAGGUAUUAUUAUUCCCAUCUUACAAAUCAGGCUCGGAGAAGUCAAGUAACUUGUUGGGAGAAGAACUGAACUUGAAUGCGCUUCCCACUAUACCUGGGAGCAUCAUUCCCAGGAUCUCUUCAGGACCACCUGUUAAUGCGUUCUAAAUUACAACGUUAAUUAAGCUCUGGAUUUACAACCAGGACACGGUUUUGAGAGUUUCGGGUACUUUCCGUCCAGUUUUCCGCAAUAGAAAGUAGGGAUAAUUACCGACCCCUUUUCCACUUCAAAAGACUGACGUGAUAAUUAGGGAGCCGAGAUUAGCUGGAAGACAGAACAAGAAUAAACUACGACUCCCAACAAGCCCGCAGAGGUGACUCGGGCGGGGGACAGCUCCCGCUUCGGGGCAGAGGUGACCUCGCGCGUCCGCGGCCAAGCAGGGAGCCCCCCCACCCCCACCCCGGGCCGUGCCUCUUUCCCGAUGCAUCCAGGGACUUGUAGUUCCCAUCGGGCGCGGGUGAGCCUGGGGGAUAGGGAGCGCGCGGAUCUCCUACUACAAGUCCCGUGAUUCGACCGGGGCGCCGCCGCGCCUGCGUGCUGAGGCCGCGGGGGGGAGUGCGGGCGGCGCGGGCAGCGGAGCAGUAAAGAUGGCCGCGCGCGGGUCUCCGCCCUCCGCUCCCGGCUGAGGCGCUUGGCUGCGGCUGCGGCGGCGGCCCGCAGCAGCGGCGGCGAUGGCGGAGAUGGAGCACCUGGGCGGGAAGCGAGCCGAGUCGGCGCGGGCACGGCGGGCCGAGCAGCUACGGCGCUGGCGGGGCUCGCUGACGGAGCAGGAGCCCGCCGACCGGCCGGGCGCGGGGCUGCCGUCGCAGGCUCAACGCGGGGGCCCGCGGGUCCGCUUCGAGGACGGCGCCGUGUUCCUGGCCGCCUGCUCUAGCGGGGACACCGACGAAGUGAGGCGGCUCCUGGCCCGGGGCGCCGACGUGGACACGGCCAACGUGGACGGCCUGACCGCCCUGCACCAGGCUUGUAUUGAUGAAAAUUUGGACAUGGUGAAGUUUCUGGUGGAGAACGGAGCCAAUGUGAACCAGCAGGACGGCGAGGGCUGGACCCCCCUCCACGCGGCAGCGUCCUGUGGCUACCUCAACAUAGCAGAGUAUUUCAUUAACCAUGGAGCCAGCGUGGGUGUUGUGAACAGUGAAGGGGAAGUCCCCUCUGACCUCGCAGAAGAGCCUGCCAUGAAGGAUCUUCUUCUGCAGCAAGUGAAGAAGCAAGGGGUCGAUCUCGAGCAGUCGAGGAAGGCAGAGGAAGAGCAGAUGCUGCAGGACGCCCGCCAGUGGCUCAACAGCGGGAAAAUACAGGACGUGAGGCAGGCGCGCUCGGGGGCCACUGCCCUGCACGUGGCCGCCGCCAAGGGCUACUCUGAGGUCCUCAGACUUUUGACUCAGGCUGGCUAUGAGCUCAAUGCCCAGGACCGCGACGGCUGGACCCCGCUCCAUGCCGCCGCACACUGGGGGGUGAAGGAGGCGUGCUCCAUCCUGGCAGAAGCCCUCUGUGACAUGGACGUCAGGAGCAAACUGGGCCAGACACCGUUUGACGUGGCUGACGAGGGCCUCGUGGAGCACCUGGAGAUGCUGCAGAAGAAGCAGAGCGCGCUUCGAAGUGAAAAAGAGACACGGAAUAAGCUCAUUGAGUCAGAGCUGAACAGCACGUGGCACGGUAGACUCUUUAAGAACAAAGAGAAGAUGCUCUAUGAGGAGGAGACACCGAAGCCCCAAGAAAUGGAGGAUGAAAACAAAGAAUCCAGCAGCUCCAGCUCAGAUGAGGACGAAGAUAAGAAGCUGGGAGCCAGCGUCAGCCGUCCCAACUCUGAGAGCAAGAGUAGUGCCGCAGAGCAGGCGCCAGCACCAGCGCAGAUCACCUCCUCCGCCUCUUCAGCCCGGAGAUUCUCCGGCCUUUUCAACAAGCCGGAAGAGCCCAGAGAUGAGUCUGCGUCUUCGUGGAGGCUGGGCCUCAGGAAGACCGGCAGCCAGAACGUGCUGAGCGAGGCGGCCAAGUCCAGGGAGGCCCUGCGGGACCGGGGUGCAUCCAUCCACCGCUCGGCCUCCAGCCCCCGCAUCUCCACGGUGCUGGACAACAGAGAAAAGGAGAGAGAAAACAGAAGCUAUUUCAGUGCUCUGGGGCCGCGGAGGCUCAGCAGCGCCGGCGACCCGGAGGAGAAGGAGAACAGGGAGUCGGCCGCUCACCUGGUGCGGAGCGGCCCCCCCGCCCGCCAGCUGCGGAGGGACGGAGCGGAGGGGAGCGAAUCUCUGCAGACGGCCGCGCCUUCCACCUACGCGACAACCUACCUGAAAAGGCCUCCUUACAAGUCCCAGGCUGACUCCGCAGCGGAGAGAACAGUAGACAGUGUCUCUUGCGGCACCCCCCUCUGUGUGAUCACGAAUCGCCCCCCACCUAGCACUGCCAAUGGGGUUACAGCUGCCGCCCUGCUCUCCACUCCUGGAACGGACCCCUCUGUGGAAGCCAGGGAGAGGAGGAGGUCGUAUCUGACUCCCGUACGGGAUGAGGAAGCAGAGUCGCUACGGAAAGCGCGCUCCAGACAAGCUCGGCAGACUCGAAGGUCUACCCAAGGUGUAACCCUGACGGAUCUCCAGGAAGCAGAAAGGACGUUCAGCCGGUCGAGGGCGGAGCGUCAGGCUCAGGAACAGCCCAGCCCGAAGCCCGUGGGCCCCGGAGGGCUGGAGGGCAGCUCCCAGAAGCAUGAGCCCCUAGCGGCCCCUGCAGAGGAAGCUGGGGAGAGCCGCCAGCCCUGGGACCGGAGCCUGGAGGGUCAGCCUGUGUAUCGUCGCCUGAGGUGUCCGGCUCAGCCAGACAAACCCGCAACACCAGUGUCGCCUCCUGCCCCGAGACCCUCCCUUUACACCAGUUCCUACCUGCUGCGGACGGGUGGGUCUUCAGUCCCUGGUUCAGAGAGUUCAGAGCCCCCCGCCGGCCCUGCAGGGGCAGAGGAGAUGGACAAAAACGAGGGCGAAGAAGCCGAUUCGGGUGGUCAGUCCUCUAACAGGCUGUCCCUUCGCGAGGGGAGGCGUCCCAAGGAGCGACGAAGAGGCACAGGCAUCAACUUCUGGACAAAGGACGAGGAUGAACCCGAUGUCUCGGAAGAGGUGAAAGCGGCGUGGCAUGAACGACUUUCUAGGUUGGAAUUGGGAGGCGGUGACGCCGGCAGCGAGCGGGCCUCGGCCAGAGCCCGCCGGGAGGCCCGCGAGGCCCGCCUGGCCACGCUGAGCAGCCGCGCGGGGGAGGACGGCAGCAGGGGCUACAGAAAGCUCUACGAGAGCGCCCUGACCGAAAACCAGAAACUGAAGACCAAACUUCAGGAGGCCCAGCUCGAGCUGGCAGACGUGAGAUCCAAGCUGGAGAAGAUGGCCCAGCAGAAACAAGACAAGACUGCCGACCGGUCUUCUGUGCUGGAGAUGGAGAAGCGGGAGAGGCGAGCCUUGGAGCGGAAGAUGUCGGAGAUGGAGGAGGAGAUGAAGAACCUCCACCAGCUAAAACAGAUUCAGACCUUGAAGCAGAUGAACGAGCAGCUGCAGGCUGAGAACAGGGCCCUGACCCGGGUUGUGGCCAGACUCUCGGAGGCCAUCGAGGGCUCGGACCCCCAGGGGCUCUAGUCCUGCCCCCUCCUCCCCUCCUCCAGUCCAGGCAGGUUCCCUUUUGUUGUUGGUACCCGGGCUCUGCGGUCGCCCCCCAGAGCCUGCACGCGGGUUCCUGUGAAGGUUGGUGGUCUGCAGACGUGGCAUGGGCCGUGACGACCCAGGGCCGGGGCCUGGCCUGGGCUGCCGUCGGCUUGGUGAGACUCUUCCCCUAGAGACGGAGCGCAGGUCACUCAGCCAGACGGGUCCGCGCCUACCUGUGUGUGGACACGCACACGUUUCUGGGGGGAGGUCAGGGUCUGCGUCAGCAGCAAUCCAAGUGCAACCUUGUCCCUGGAGCAGUCGGGUUGCGCCUGGGGUGACGGUGACCAAGGGCAGGGACCACACGUUCCAGACGCCUGGGGGCUUGAGCACGUCUGUGCCAGGCACCCCUCAGAGGCAGAGGCCUGGAUGUCUGUUCAGAGCUCCCCUGCUGGUUCUGUUGUGCAGCUGGGCUGAG
This is a messenger RNA of Kogia breviceps (pygmy sperm whale), 4154 nucleotides long. The record is from RefSeq and is a predicted model, not a curated record. NCBI's taxonomy places the organism in Eukaryota, Metazoa, Chordata, Mammalia, Artiodactyla, Physeteridae.